AUGUUAAAUGAACAAACCAAAACUGCUCAUUGCUUCUACGAUGACAACAAUGAGGCGUUACAUCCAGCGAAAAACUUCGCAGCUGCCCUCGGUAAAAUAUAUCGCUCUUGGGGCGACACAAGAGAUAAGGAUGCUCAGAAAAGAUAUGUUAAAAACAUCCACAUACCAGAGACGUACAAAGGUCGAGAGAACAACCACCAGGACGACAUAGCAUUAGUAAUAGUAGACAAGCCAUUCACUUAUACUUCAUACAUACGACCGGUCUGUCUAGAUUUCAAGUUAGAUUUUGAAAUGGGCCAACUACAACCUGGUAAUAUGGGAAAGGUUGCCGGUUGGGGUAUGAAGGAUACAUCCGGGCAAGCAUCUGAUGUUCUUAAAGUGGUAGAGUUACCUGUAGUCGACUUCAAAGUGUGCUGGGAUCGUGCACCAUUUGAUUUUAAAGCUUCAAUCACUUCAAAUAAAUUUUGCGCUGGUUAUUACAAUGGUACAGCUCUCUGUCAAGGCGAUAGUGGCGGUGGGCUAUCAUUUCCUUCUGAGGAAUCCUCUGUCAUCAGAUAUUAUUUACGUGGUAUUGUGUCAACUUCACCGGCAUCAGUUGACCAGGAUUUAUGCAAUGCCAUGACCGUCACUACUUUCACGAAAGUCACAUUGCAAGAGGCUUUCUUUAGUGAAUAUCUACAUGAAGAAUAUUAGAUUUGAUAUCUCACUCAUUCUAUAUGAAGAAAAAAGAGAUG
This is a messenger RNA of Papilio xuthus (Asian swallowtail), 734 nucleotides long. Its product is annotated as coagulation factor IX-like. The record is from RefSeq and is a predicted model, not a curated record. The coding region runs from base 1 to 693 and encodes 230 amino acids. NCBI's taxonomy places the organism in Eukaryota, Metazoa, Arthropoda, Insecta, Lepidoptera, Papilionidae. Gene Ontology annotation, molecular function: serine-type endopeptidase activity. The transcript has 5 exons. Gene Ontology annotation, biological process: proteolysis.